ACUUCCUACUGAUGCUUAUGGAGAGAUCAUCUGCACUCAGCCAGCCAGUAAGACAAAAGCCUCCUGGAAAGAAAAGGGAAGAUGAUAAGGAGGUGGAGGAGGAGGGAACUGCUAUUAAAGUACUGACAGACCAGAGGGUGAUGGCAAAAGAGGCUCUGAGCAGGAGGAACCUCUGGGAGCCGAGUGUUUAUUACGCUCGGGGAAAUGAGUCUUUUCAUUUUGCCGGUCAUGACAUCAGCAUCCGAGAGUCCAUGGAUACGUACGGUGCUCUGAUCUGGCCUGGGGCAAUAGCUUUGUGCCAGUUCUUGGAGAACAACCAGCAACAAGUGAACCUGAUGGACAAAGCAGUACUUGAGAUUGGAGCUGGGACUGGCUUAGCUUCUAUUGUAGCAAGUCUGCUUGGUGCUUGGGUGACAGCAACAGAUCUGCCAGACAUAUUAUCUAACCUGACCUUCAACCUGCUGCGAAACACCAGGGGCCGCUGCCGCUACACCCCUCAAGUGGUUGCUCUCUCCUGGGGUCAGGACCUGGAUCGAGACUUCCCCUAUGCAUCAUACCACUACGACUUCGUGCUCGCAGCUGAUGUGGUCUAUCACCACGACUGCCUUGAAGAACUGUUGAAAACUAUGCGUCACUUUUGCCCACCAGGAAGUCAAACAACGCUGCUGUGGGCCAACAAGAUCCGGUUCCAGUCAGACCUGAGGUUCACAGAGUGCUUUAAGAGCCAUUUUAACACCACGUUGCUGACCGAGCUGCCGCAGCAGGAGAUCAGGAUUUAUAAAGCCAUGGCAAAGGAGUGACAAGGAGGCUUUAGGAGUGGGAGCUUCCAGUGAUGUCAAAGGUUAUGAAAUAUUCCACGCCUGGUUCUGA
Molecule: messenger RNA, 870 nt
Organism: Maylandia zebra (zebra mbuna)
Lineage: Eukaryota; Metazoa; Chordata; Actinopteri; Cichliformes; Cichlidae
Gene: mettl21cb
Product: methyltransferase 21C, AARS1 lysine b
Source: RefSeq, a predicted model, not a curated record